Messenger RNA from Lecanosticta acicola, 904 nucleotides. NCBI's taxonomy places the organism in Eukaryota, Fungi, Ascomycota, Dothideomycetes, Mycosphaerellales, Mycosphaerellaceae. The record is from the annotation of a GenBank genome assembly.
AUGAACACAGCAAUGCAGCGCCCAACUUUCGCGGCGAUUGAGCUUCCGCUUCGCGACUACUUUCUCGGCUGCAUACUUUGCGAAAAAGAAGCACAAAUUCUUAUCACCGCAACUUUACGAUCUUCGGAUGGCGGUCACGAAUUCCUACCUGGAAGUCAGGUGGUCAUCCAUCAACUCACAGAGGCGCACGGUAAGGGAAGCUUUUGAUUCGUAGGCCACAUCCAAGCGCUAAGCAAGGCUUCUAGGCAAUGUUGGAGUUGUAGAGGUUGUACAUGGACUGAAGUUGCGGAAACAGCCGAUUACGGUCCCGAUUCAGGUCGUUUAUGCUAAUACCAGUCCUGCUCAAGUCUUUGAGACCACUGGUCUACACGCGCUCACGUGGAACAAGGAAGAAGAUUCAGCCGCAGGAGCAGAAGAACGACAGAAAAAGGGACCCAUCACAUUCGACCGCCUCGGUACAACAGUAGAUACCUACCUCGCGGCCGCGAGAUCUCACGAUCAAAAAGCCUCCCUCCGUGUCACCAAGUCUUUCCCAUCAACAUACGGCGAAUUCGAAAUCUGCAAGGGCGUCGUCCUUGGCAUUGACGAAUUCUGUCUGAUCACUGGAACGGUCAAACUUCUCUACGAAGCUAGAGAGAAUGGCUUCGGGGGCGGGGAAAAGUAUUUUGCUUUUCGGCUUGGUGCUAAUGCUGUUGAGACCCAUACGCGACCGAUGAAGACCUGGCUGUUGAAGAAGCGUGAAGAGUGGAUCGGUGAAGAUGACAGCAAGGUUGGAGGGGAUGCUCGAGUCAUAGUCGACUUGACGGAUGAGUCCUUCUCGUUCACGGAGAUAAAGUCGACCACGCCAACGGUCGUCCAGGAUACUACGCACGUCAAAGUCGCUCACAUCUCAGAUCCGAAUUAA